AUGAAUAAAAUCAAUAUUUUUUUCAUCUUAAUCGUCUUCUAUGCUACACUAAUCACUUCAUUUUCAAUUCCAAAUCCAAUCAGAAAGUUCACUAAAAGAGCCCUUGGUGAUAUCGUUGACAUUCCAAUCAGAGAGGUCACUAAAAGAGCUCCCGAUGAUAACGUUGGCAACUAUACUCAAUGUGCAGGCACCUAUCCCAUCACUUUUACUGAAGCGAGUUACACUCCAGCAAUAUGGCAACCUGGUAAAAAUGUCACUGAGCAUUUCGUAGGAGAUAGCACUGUUCCGAUUGAAGAUGGAGCAACAGUAAAUGUAGAAAUCUAUUCAAAGGAUAGUAAUAUAUUUUUAUUUUCACAUUCAAUUAACUAUUGUAUAAACUCCGCCGAGCCAUGUCCAAUUCCAGCAGGUCACUUUGACAAAACGCGUGAAUGGAAAGUGGAAAAAAGCUCACAUCGACCUAAGGGCGUGACUAUUGAUUAUUUUAUGAAUGCUACUAUUGUCAGCAAGGAUAAAACUGUUUUAGCAUGUUUAGAAGGCACACUCACGAUAAAAUACCCUUAA
This is a messenger RNA of Entrophospora sp. SA101, 561 nucleotides long. Lineage: Eukaryota; Fungi; Glomeromycota; Glomeromycetes; Entrophosporales; Entrophosporaceae. The record is from the annotation of a GenBank genome assembly.